CGUUCGGGCCGCGCGCGUCCAGCCGCACCGCUGCCCCCCAGCUCUCCCUCUCCGCGGCGGGCAGAGGGCGCUGUGCGUCCGUGCGCCCCGAGGGGCGGGCCCGGGCCGGGGCGGAGCUGGCCGGGCUUCCAGGCCGGGGCUCUAGCCGCCCGCGCCGCCCGGGCCGCUCCGGGGACGGGCCGGGGCGGGGCGCGGUCUCAGGAAGCCAGGCGGGGACGCGCGGAGGCGUUGGGGAGCGAGGGAGGGCGCGGCCAACUCCCGGAGGGACGGCAGGCCGAAAGAGCGGCGCCGGGGCCUGGCGCGCAGCCUGAGAUCGCCGGACCGCAGGCCGCCCCACCACGGGCUCUGUCCCGGCCCUAGCCCCGCCAGCAUGGCCGGCCGGACCGUGCGGGCCGAGACCCGGAGCCGGGCCAAAGAUGACAUCAAAAAGGUGAUGGCGACCAUCGAGAAGGUCCGGAGAUGGGAGAAGCGCUGGGUGACUGUGGGUGACACUUCCCUUCGAAUCUUCAAGUGGGUGCCUGUGGUGGAUCCCCAGGAGGAGGAGAGGCGGCGGGCAGGAGGAGGGGCAGAGAGAUCUCGUGGCCGGGAGAGGCGUGGUAGGGGCACCAGUCCCAGAGGGGGUGGCCCCCUCAUCCUGCUGGAUCUCAAUGCAGAUGAGAACAGCAAUCAGAGUUUCCAUUCCGAAGGUUCACUGCAAAAGGGCACGGAGCCCAGCCCUGGGGGGACGCCCCAGCCCAGUCGCCCUGGAUCACCAACUGGACCUCCAGAGGUGAUUACAGAAGAUACUCAGCCCCCACAACUGGGCCAAGAGAGAGAUCCAGGGGGCACACCUGCAGGAGGUACUGAUGAACCCCCAAAGCUGACCAAGGAGGAGCCUGUUCCAGAAUUGCUAGAAGCCGAGGAUUCCGGCGUGAGAAUCACAAGGAGAGCCCUCCAAGAGAAAGGCCUGAAAACAGAGCCCCUCAGGAGACUUCUUCCCAGGAGAGGCCUCCGGACAAAUGCUCGGCCUACCGUCCCAGAACCCAGAGCUCCUGGAGGUGGGAGCAAGGCCCAGAGGGCACCCAGGACGAUACCACAGGGGAAGGGGAGGUGAGCGGGUCCAGCGCACAAGGGGAGGCCCUUGGGUCUUCCUUAGCUGCCCCAAGAUUCAGUCAUCUACCCACACCGCUGAAGGGUGGAGUGGACACCCGCAGCCAGUGUGGAGGUUGCCUGCCCGUCCUCCACUUGUCCCUGUCCCUAAAUCAUGGAUCCAUCCUGCUUGCUGUGGGUCCAAAACUACAGGGCUGGGGCAGGUCACAGGCAGGGAGCAACUUGAAUAUACAAAAUGUUGGAUGCUGUGCCAACCUGGCCACCUCGUCACGCACUAGGGCAGCCAUCCACCAAAGGGCCAGGCAUGGCCCCUGGAGUGACCUUCGACCUUUGGAACUACGGUAUUUACACCGGUGAGGGCCUCCGCCAGCAAGAUGUGAGCAAAGCAGCACCUGAAGCACUGGGCAGAAGGUGCUAGGAGAUACCACGGCUGUGAAUGGUAUCAAAAUUCACGCUUGUGUGGUAAUAUGCCCACGUGUAGAAACACCACUCCAGCAAGCACCUGACAGUCUCCCCCACUUCCACAGGCCUAUGGACUCUGGGCCUGCUGAUUAAUCCUUGGCUCCAGAAGACAUGUGCCAAGCAAGGUGCCAACCAGGGUGCCAACCUUGCCUCAGAUCAAUCGAGGGGCACACAUGGCCCAGUGACCUUUCAGACCAGGCCACAGCCUCCUGCUCCAGGAAUGCAUGGAGACUCGUGGUCCAGCACUGCCAAAUCUACCUGGAAUCUAUCCACCCACUUUGAGAAACUCAUGGCAAAUGGGCCAUUUGAGUGGUUCCAAGGGCUUUUUCAUCAACCUCUUGCCUCUGACUGAACAACUUCCUGGGCCUUCUGGGCCAGGAGUUAAUGCCUCCGUUUGAGAGCUUACUGUAGUACACAUUGCAGUGUGCGGGAACAUCCCUAUGUCAUAGAUCCUAUAACUUCCACAUUUUACAGAUACAGAAACUAAACGGCCAGGAGGUAAAAGAGCGUGCCCUAAGUCACACAGCCUGCCUGUGGCAGAGCCAGCCUUCCUGCCUGACUCCACAGUCCCUGAGGGUUUACCACUUCUCCAGCUGGGCAUGCAGGUGGGGCUGAAGCUGUGAGCUUGGUAAGGCCUUCAUUUACGGUGCGUCCAUUUUUCUCAGUGGUCAACUACUGGGACUUUUAAUUUUAACUUUCUUCUGUCUGACCUUCUCCUCUCUUCUCUCCUCUCCUCCUCUCUUCUUCUUCUUCUUCUUCUUCUUCUUCUUCUUCUUCUUCUUCUUCUUCUUCUUCUUCUUCUUCUUCUUCUUCUUCUUCUUCUUCUUCUCUCUCUCUCUCUCUCUCUCUCUCUCUCUCCCUCCCUCCCUCCCUCCUUCCCUUCCCCUCCCCCAUCCCUUUGCUGUUCGGGAACCCACUAGACCAGGCCAGCCUUGAACUCACAGACAUGUCCGUCUCUGCUCCCCAGCGCUGGGAUUAAAGGUGUGUGAUACCAUGCCCAGCUUGGCCUUUUUUUUUUUUUUUUUUUGAUAGUAAAGCAAGCAGAGGCUCUGUGGGAGUAGCGUGAACGUUCUGUCCACACUGAGAUGACAUAGACCUUCAGUGGUAAGACCAGUGACGCCAGCUCUGGGUCCCUGAGACCCUGGGAUUCCUCUCUAGAGUGCCACUGAGAGAUACAGGAAGCACCAUCCAGGCCCAGCUCCCGUGUGAGGCUUCCCAGAAGCCCUGUGUGACUGGGGAACUUUAAGUAACAAAGGCUUACUAAGACUUCUCAAUUACCAAUGGGGCAGAAGUUUUCAAAUUUCAAACAGAUACUAGUUUUCUAAGAUUCAGAGGUGAGGGGGGUUGGGGAUUUAGCUCAGUGGUAGAGCGCUUGCCUAGCAAGCACAAGGCCCUGGGUUCGGUCCCCAGCUCCGAAAAAAAAGAAAAAAGAAAAAAAAAAAAAGGAUUCAGAGGUGAAAACUAGGAAUUCUGGGGAGAUCCAGAAAAUCUUACUUGGUAAUUCUCAUAACUCUCUAUACCUUAAAAACUAAGAAACUCGGGUUGGGGAUUUACCUCAGUGGUAGAGCGCUUGCCUAGCAAACGCAAGGCCCUGGGCUCGGUCCCCAGCUCCGAAAAAAAGAAAAAAGAAAAAAAAAAAACUAAGAAACUCACAGUUAGUAGUAGUUUAAAAGAGCUGUAAGCCUUAAAUAUUCAAAAGGUAGAAACUGCCAGCAUGUGUCACUGGGUAGGACUUGAAAGACAAAAUGUUGAUGGGUCCAAUUAGAGUCGUGGCACUCCAGAAUCAUGAGUUGAAAUUGUGAUAUAAAGACUUAUUUCUCAAAAUACCCUGGGAUCUGUGUAAAACACACAUGUGAGUGCAUUCACGUUUCUUAUUUGUGAGAAACCCACGGGUGCAAUUUUAAUGUCAGGGCCACAGAAGAGUGGACUGGCCCAGGACGGCACCCCUCAGCUCUUGGCUCCCAAUUUCUAAGGAUGUCUACCGUAAGUUCAUGUGUCAGCACUCCCCAUUCCUGCUCUCUGACCUGACACAGUGGCUCCUAUGACCAGGACUCCUCUCUGCUGUUGAGCAGUGGUUAAUAGAGGACAGUUAGUUACAGCAUGUUUCCUGUUUCCCCAAUUUAUUUGCUGAUUGGUUUUGUGAUUCUAAAAACAGAAACAAACAAUAUCAAAAGCAGACAAAUUCGCCACCACAACAAACCCAGGUUUCCAAUAAUGUAGCAAGGACUUCUGAAUAGAGACACAGGCCCGUGGGGCUGGGCAGGAACAGUGAACAAGUGAGCCAGUGUGGAUGUGGCCUCUUCAGCAAGGUCUCAUGGAGUUGGAACACUCCAGUCCGGCCAGUCCUCGGCAUGAGGCCUCGGCUGAAUUGCUCACCUCUUUGAGCUUCAGUUUCAUGGGUAGAAUCCUACCUAGGAAGUAAUAUUCUUGCUUCGUAAGGCAAUAUCGUUGAAGGGUUACCAGCAUGGCUUUGGAGUCAGACAGUCUGUGGUUCAAAUCUUACCUUCAUGACUUUCUACCUCUUUGAUUUGGGGCAAGUUCUAACCACUGGACUUUUCUCUUCUGUAAAAUGGGGACAUGGAAUCUAUUUCACAGGGCUGUGGCAAGUUUAAACGAGAUCACAUAUGACCUGCUUAAGUCAAAGCAGGGUACACUGUAUGGGUUUGAUCCAUGUAGGCGUUCCCCACUGUGUCUACCUCACAGGGCAGUUGUGAGGAUGAAGGGUAGAGGCUGGGGGUGCUUUCUAAGCUGUGAAGUGAUACGUAUUUACCUCUCUUUACUCUGGAGGUGGGGAGAUAGGAAGUUUCUGCCAGACACUAGUAGAAUGCCCAAGGGAAGGGCCUGGUAUGUUUCUGUCCAUACAGUGUGGCUGGGCUGAAGGGAAGGUACUAUGCUGGGUGCUGGUGGACAGGGCACGACACAGCCUCUGGUGAGUGUUAUUGCAAUAAAGUGGAGAGAUUAAAUGCCUAUGGCUUUCACCAUUGGGAGCAGGGAGAGAGCAGGUCCAGUCUUAGGAAGGAUACUAGCUGGGGGUUGAAGUAGAAGAGUGUUUGCCUAGCGUGAGCAAGGGCUAUGAAUUUCAUAUCUAGCACCUCAGGAAAAACACAGCAAAAACAAACAAACCCCUCUUCCCUUUUAAAGGUUUUGGAUGAAGAACAGUGUUGUGAACGUAUGUAUCCACUGUUUGAUUUUAAACAGGACUCAAAUAGCAGGAAGCCAUGCACCCCCUACCGUGAGUGAAGAUUUCAUUCUGUAGUGUGCAGACAAGAGGCAGGUCAAAGGGCACUCCCAGGGUGACCCUCCCAACAAUAACCUCACAAAGCAAAUCCUAGCACAGUUAGCAGAUUAGAGAGGUUGGAGACUGGGAACGUUAUGCCCAAUGCCCAAGGCUGCACAGGUUCUAAGAGAAUCCAAGCCUUUCACCUGGAUUGAGACUCGUCCGCAUGCCAGUCUCAGGUCGCUGAUCUUGAGUAAGGUUCCAUGCCUAAGUGCCCUCCACUGCACCUCAGCAGCGAUUCUUGCUCUUGACCUCAUGCCUCCUCUCCAGACACCACUUGCCAGCUCCUCCGGGCACCACCCUUAGAAUCAACCCAGACAAGGGAGCUCUCAUUCUAACCAGAUGGCUUCUCAGAACACCACCCUAAUCAGCUCCUUGGCUUCUCAGUGUCCCCAUGGAGGACCUGAAGUACAAGUUCACUGCUAACUCAGUGGCAUUUCUCAUCAGACCUCUCGUGAGGUCCCACUCCUUACAACGGCCCUUCCUUUCCAUACUCAUGUGCCAAGCAGGCAAUCUAGGGAUCCUUCAAAGUCAAUGCCUCUUGAUCAGGUAAUAUCUGACUUCGAGGUGUGUUUUCUGAGAGUUGCCAACAGGUCGGGGAUGAACUCAGAGACUAGGAUUCACCUUUUCAUCUGCUGGCUGGUUACUGAGUGCCCAGUGGGGCGCCAGCUUCAGCUGGUUACUGAGUGCCCAGUGGGGCGCCAGCUUCAGCUGGUUACUGAGUGCCCAGUGGUGUGCUAACUUCAGCUGGUUACUGAGUGCCCAGUGGGGCGCCAGCUUCAGCAGCUGGUGCAGGAGAUGCGUCCAUGAACAAAACAGAUCUGAGCCCUGACUUCAGGAAGCUUCCAAACAACUAGGGUAGACGUAACCAGUGUUCCCUGAAUACAAACUCUUAGCCUGGCAUGGUGGCACACACCUGUGAUGCCAGCCUUUGGGAGCCAGAGGUAAGAGGAUCAAGAAUUCAGCCAUCUUUGGCCAACCUGGGCUACAUAAAACGGUGUCUCGAAAACAAACAAAAUACACAGUAUAACUGUGAGAGAUGUUGUGAAGGAAAAAGGUCGGAGUGCUGUGAAGGAACACAGUAAAUAAAUGUGGGGUGUGUUAGGACAAUGACACUAUGUGCCCGAGUGUGGGGAAGAGAAUCCUGUGUAAAGGCAAUAACAGGCACUCCAAUGGGAGAGCUCGCUUACUGUGUUGGCAAACAGCAGUGCAGUCUGCGCUGCCGGACCGAGCCUGCCGGGUGUAGGUGGGGAUGGUGUCAUGGACCUUGCAGACCAAGGAAAGGAACUUGCAUUUUGGUGUUUAACUUUUUACUUGGAGACAAUUUCAAAAUUACUGGACCGUUAUAUAAGUGUGGUACAAAAGAUGUCUGCAUACCUUGGCUGCAAACACCCCAGCCACCUGCAAACAUUCCUCCAUUCACCUGAAUUACCUCCCGCGUCUACCUGUGAUGUGUACCCAUAGCCUGCAGUCUGAACUCAGAAUAAGUUGCAUCCACCGUGUCCAUUUCCACUGAAAAUGCAGUGAAUAUCUCCCACAGUCACGCCCCUCCCGCUACACUGAAUUUACCACUGGUCGGUGGCUCUGCAGUGUGUGUGUGUUGGUCGUCUCUCCAGUCACCUUCAUUAGCAUCCUCCCCUUAGGACAAAUCACGGACGAAUGAUGCGUUGUGCUUUCUUGCUGGUAUCUUUUAAUGUGGCAUAGCUUCUCUCUUCUCUGUUGGAAUAGACUAUUUCUCCUUUG
This is a messenger RNA of Rattus norvegicus (Norway rat), 6571 nucleotides long. It is a transcript of the gene Bcl7c, whose product is annotated as BAF chromatin remodeling complex subunit BCL7C. NCBI's taxonomy places the organism in Eukaryota, Metazoa, Chordata, Mammalia, Rodentia, Muridae. The record is from RefSeq and is a predicted model, not a curated record. Gene Ontology annotation, cellular component: SWI/SNF complex; nucleoplasm.